AUGGACGCCGACGCCAACGCCAUUGCAACAGCUCAACACUUCAUUUUUAUAACGCAGGUCCACUUCUGUGCCAUGUACGCGAUUGUGGUCUGGGACUGGGCAUUCGCUUUACCUAGAGAGUGGCGCUUCAUAUGGAAGACGAACUGGUCCCCAGUCAAGAUAGCCUACCUAUUCUGCCGCUAUUGGGUCUUAACCAUGGUUCCAUACCUACUUUUUUGUUUCUGUGUCGACCAUCCAUGGGAAACUUGUCAGAAGAUCUAUCGAAUUCCGGUCUCUCUCGCCAUGUGGAACCAGGUUGCAGCUGAAAGUAUCCUUCUCAUUCGCACCUAUGCCUUCUUUAAUCGUAGUCGCUACAUCCUUGCUCUCCUCGUUUCGGCGCUGUGUGGGGUUGUCGCAUAUCAGCUCUAUGUCGCGACCUCUCAGAUGCUUCUGUUGCCCUUCGAGCCGGUGACUGACACUGCGGGCCCUUGUUUUCCUAUGUCCAGACCUGGUUCGGCGGAUCUCUUAGGAUUCUUUAUUGCACCCCUUCUCUAUGAUACGAUGGUCACGAUUAUGACUGUUGCCAAGGCCAUACUGAUACGUCGGCAUGGAGGUGGUACUAGCAGCAGACUCAUUCAGACGUUCCUCCGUGAAGGUGUUUUCUACUAUCUUCUGAUCUCCAUCGCGAACUUGGUCAACGGCAUCUUCUAUCUUCAGCCUCGUCCAGUCAUGUCGGCUAUAUGUAUUCCCCUCAGUGUCAUGCUCUCCCCUGUCCUAGCCUGCCGGCUCAUCCUCGAUCUGCGCGAGCGCGGUUCAGAGACGGUUGCCCCAUCUGCAGGCACCAUCGCCUUCACCGCUGGUAUGACCUCCACAAAGUCGAGCCACAAUUCGCCUUUCGGUGCGUUUGGUUUCGGACGCUCAAGCUCCAAGGGUCUUGUUCGGCCGUCGGGUGUCGUUCUGAGCACCAUGGGUGGUCUCCCAUUGGAAGGGAUGAAUUUUGCGAUGGCGAGCGGGCUAGAAUUGGACGAUUUGCAGGCGUAUGGAUCUGAUCUUGACAUCGAGAGCGGUACGUAUCCAGAGGCAGGCAGCGUGGUUAGUGGUAUCAAGGUCGACGUGGAGAAAACGACUAUGUAA
Sparassis crispa is the source of this 1113-nucleotide messenger RNA. RefSeq lists its product as hypothetical. The transcript is spliced from 14 exons. The coding region runs from base 1 to 1113 and encodes 370 amino acids. The record is from RefSeq and is a predicted model, not a curated record. NCBI's taxonomy places the organism in Eukaryota, Fungi, Basidiomycota, Agaricomycetes, Polyporales, Sparassidaceae.